AUGCUAAAAUUAGCAAAUGAAAGUGCAAGUAGUAAGAACAAAAAAGAAAUUAUUUCGCCUACUGAAUCCUCUGAAGAUGUCUUAGAUUUAUAUAAGAGAAUUGAUAAUACUUUAGAAGAAAUUAAAGCAUCUGGUCGUCCUCUUAUUUCCAAAUAG
Molecule: messenger RNA, 156 nt
Organism: Funneliformis geosporum
Lineage: Eukaryota; Fungi; Glomeromycota; Glomeromycetes; Glomerales; Glomeraceae
Source: the annotation of a GenBank genome assembly